This is a messenger RNA of Pimephales promelas (fathead minnow), 1353 nucleotides long. The record is from RefSeq and is a predicted model, not a curated record. Lineage: Eukaryota; Metazoa; Chordata; Actinopteri; Cypriniformes; Leuciscidae.
UGUAGGCUUCGUCUGUUUAAGCCACCAUUUUACUCCACUGGCGUAGACUGUUUCGGGCCCUUUCAGGUAAAGAUAGGUCGGCGCCAGGAAAAGAGAUGGGGAAUUCUAUACAAGUGUUUGACAACCAGAUGUUUACAUCUCGAUCUCCUCGAGCACCUAGAUACUGACGCCUUCCUCCUUUCUUUACGACGCUUUAUAGCUCGUAGAGGAAAGCCUUUCGAGAUUCUAUGUGACAAUGGCACUAAUUUUACAGGAGGUGAUCACGAGUUAAAGGACGCCUUUCGUCAAAUGGCUCCUGAGCUGCAGGAACAACUAGCUAAACAGCAGAUCCAGUUUUGCUAUAACCCACCAAGUGCCCCUCAUUUUGGCGGGACAUGGGAGCGAGAGGUGAAAUCAAUUAAGACUGCCUUACGAGUUAUUCUACGUGAACAAUCCGUGCCUGAAUCUGUUCUGCAAACAUUGCUAGUGGAAGUUGAGGGCAUCCUCAAUUCCAAGCCCCUUGGCUAUGUUUCAUCGGACAUUGCAGACCUUGAUCCUGUGACUCCUAACCUACUACUCAUGGGACGUCAUGAUGCUUCAUUACCACAAGUUCUUUAUGACUCCGACGAACUCUUGGGGAAACGCAGGUGGAGACACAGUCAGGUAUUGGCCGACCAGUUCUGGACUGCUUUCAUUCGCUUCUACUUACCAGAACUACAGGGUAGACAGAAAUGGAGAUCAGAUGGCAAAGAGAUGGCAGUGGGACAGGUGGUACUCGUAAUUGACAAUCAACUCCCACGAGCGCUAUGGCCUGUGGGUAUCGUGACCGAAACCUGCCCAGGGGCUGACGGGAGAAUUCGAACAGCCAAAGUUCAAGUCAAAGGCAAGAUCUACAUGCGCCCUGUCGUGAAGCUGAUUCCACUUCCUCCAAUGAGGGAUAAUGAUACAGACCCUCCAAACGGCCUUUCUUAAGGAAUACAAUUAUCCUGACUGAUAAUUGGGGGCGGCUGUGUCAGAAAGUCCGUCUCGGAACGGAAAACAAGCAGUGGUCUGACGGACUCUUAUUAUAGUUGCAACUUCCUGCAGGCUGAUGCAAAAGCCAGUUCCAGCCUGAUAUCGCUGUUUUCCCUGAUAUUGUGCAAUGUUGUGCGUUCAUGCAACAAAUACCACAACAUAACAUGAUUGCAUCAUAUAACUCUCCUUACCAUCCUGAGAGUGUAUAUGGAUGUCACUUACUGCCUGACGAAUAUCAUUAAAGAGAAGUUUGAUGAAGAUAUACUUCUCCUGUGCCUGAUUCUCUUACCGGAAUCACUGUCCAUAUUCGUCCGCCUACAGAACUGUAAAUUCUCAAACGUUGCUAGAGGUGCUACUCGG